This is a messenger RNA of Lolium rigidum, 2341 nucleotides long. Its product is annotated as F-box/LRR-repeat protein At1g67190. The coding region runs from base 752 to 2005 and encodes 417 amino acids. Gene Ontology annotation, molecular function: protein binding. The transcript is spliced from 3 exons. Lineage: Eukaryota; Viridiplantae; Streptophyta; Magnoliopsida; Poales; Poaceae. The record is from RefSeq and is a predicted model, not a curated record.
GGGGGAAAGAAAAAGAGGAAUAGAACCACGGACACCCUUGUCAUCGGGCGGAGAACGAGAUCCCGGCGGCCUGGUCAUCGACGGCGGCAUCGAGGAGUAAGGCCAAGCUCCUCGAGAUCCGGUCGUCAUCGUCCACGCCCGGCAGCUACAAGCCCUUUCUCGCCGCUGGUUGAGGUUUCGGAUCGGUUCCACGGGCGGCGGCGCCAAAUCGAUUUCCGCGCCCGGUCGGGUCAGGAAGAGGCCGCGGAAUCCACCGGCUUCUGGUUCUAGAGGGGAGGACGGCGGUGCCGCGUGUAUCUGUCCGGUGAUUACGGGUGGAAGACGGCGGCGCCUGGUGCCGAGGCGUCCGAUUGGCCUGGAGCGGAUUGCUUGCGCCAAUCAACCAAGGCGGCCUAGGCAACUUCCGGCGAGGUAUCCGGCCAAGGCAUGUUUCCUCCAUCAAACAAGCCCUAAAUCUCCCGUAGUCUACCAUCGGCCCCCCUACAGCCGCCGCCAUCCAAGUUCCCAUUCUUCUUCACCGCGUUCCUGCUGUCUCCACCCAGUCCGGGACCUUUGGCCGUUGCGUUUUGAGGGAAGUAAGGUGACUGGAUCGAAAUGUAUGGCUCAUAGAAUUUACAUUGAUGAUCACACAUCCCGAAAUGUUUGUCACCCCAUGAAUUCUGUUGAGUACUGCACUUGUCUUGACUGUGAUUGGGCAAAUUCUGCAUUUGGAUUUAGCUGAUCAAAUCGGACAAUUCAGUUGGAAGUAACUAUGGAGCACCUCCCGGUUGAAGUUAUUGGCAACAUUUUUGCACAGCUUAGUGCUGCACGCGAUGUAAUGGUUGCCUCUGGGGUCUGUCGGAAGUGGCGGGAGGCCUGUAGGAAGCAUCUCCACUCACUGUCCUUCAACUCUGACGACUUCCCUCGAGACAUGACUACACGUCAACUGGAGAUCGUCAUCACGCAGACUAUAUUUCAGACGAUGGGGCUGCAGUGCCUCUCUAUACAUAUAGAUAACACACAUGAGUUCUCCGCAGCACCUGUGAUUGCAUGGUUAAUGUAUACCAGGGAUACGCUCCGAUGCUUGUAUUACAACAUCCAAACCAACCCUAAUGUGAACAUCCUGGAGAAGUGUGGGAGACAGAAGCUGGAGGUGUUGGAUUUGGACCAUAACACAAUCACCGGUGUUGAACCUAGCUACCAGAGGUUCACUUGUCUUAAGUCCCUCUAUUUGAGGCAUGUGAGCAUUUCUGCCCUGGAUUUGAGCCUUUUAGUUGCUGCUUGUCCAAAGAUUGAGUCACUGGCACUCGAUGUCCUUGAGAUUGUCACUUCUGAUCCGCUGUCUACAAUGGAAUUGACAAGCCAUACCUUGAAAAGCCUUUUUGUAAAAACAGUCGGUGUAGACAAGAUCAUACUCGAUGCAGAUAAUCUGGAGGUCCUGCACCUGAAUGCUUUGAACCUUGAUUUGUUUGAGCUCUCUGGGAAGGGUACACUAAAGCAUCUCAAGAUUGAUGAUGUGAGUGUUACACAUUUGGAUAUUGGGGAGAGUACAGAUCAUCUGGAGGUCGUGGAUGUGAGUAACUUCAUGAUAGUCUGGCCAAAGUUCUACAAUAUGAUUUCUAGAGCUUGUAACUUGCGGACACUACGUUUAUGGGGUGUUGUGUUUGAUGAUGAGGAUGAGAUUGUGGACUUGGAGACUAUUGCUGUUUCAUUUCCUCUUCUAAGGCAUCUUUCACUAAGUUAUGAAUUACGAGAUGGGCUACUUCAUUAUAGCCUCCAAGGAUUGUCACCACUAGAGAAUGUAUUGGUUCUGGAACUUGGCUGGACAGUAAUAAGUGAGCACUUUGGACCCUGGGUGUUUGGAAUGAUUGAAAAGUGUCCAAAUCUCAAGAAACUUGUCAUUCAUGGUGUUCUUUCUGAGGCAAAAACACGCGAAGAGCGCAAGAUGUUAGCAAGCUUCACCUCUUUUAUAGUCUGUCUCAUGAGAAAGUAUGUGCAUGUUGAUGUGCAAUUUGAGUAUGAGUGAUUAUCCACUAGGUCAAGUGGGCACCCUUAUCCUAGUUCUGUUCAAGUCGUGACAUCAGUUCGCUUUCUAUCCUACUUCAUGAAAACCACAUGGUUUAUAAUCGGCAGCUGGACGUAGCAUUGCACAUGGAUGGAGACAGUCGGGGUGACCUAUUCACAAAAUUGAAAAUUCCUGCAUUUGCCAAUGCAUGAUGCAAAACCCCAUUUAUUUUCUGAGAAAUCAUCUCCCUUUAUUCUACUACAUUUGUUCAACUGAAGUGAAUUGAUUCAGUUGAGAUUUAGAUGCACAUCAUGUCAACAUCUUUUGGAUAUUCAUGACACAGCAUUUGAUUCGAAA